AUGCCACAACUCGCUACAGCUAGCCGUCCGUGCGAGAAGGCGCCCCCGCCCCCGUCGUUGCAUUCCGCGGUCGCAUCGUUCAAGUUCAAGACACCGCUCACGAGGUACCAUUUCCGGCCUGCCGCCGACACGCCUCGACGGCCUGGCCAACGAGGUAACCCGGUACCUGGACGCGAUGCGAUUCGCUACCACCUCGUCGACAGGAUGCGAGACACGACUGCCGUUGCGAGUAGCCGCGCCGAACAAAACACCGGCUCCGCCACCCUCACUACAAUAAAUAGAUGUCUGCAGGGCGUGCGGAGUCUCAUCGCGAGCGGCGCGAGCGGGCACGUCGACCGUGUCCUCUUUUGCGUGCGUGUUGCUCUACAUCUGCUUCGAGCUGCGCGUGGGAGCGAACGCCUCACCUGGCGCUACCUCACCUGGAACACAGCCUGA
This is a messenger RNA of Cordyceps militaris CM01, 435 nucleotides long. RefSeq lists its product as uncharacterized. Lineage: Eukaryota; Fungi; Ascomycota; Sordariomycetes; Hypocreales; Cordycipitaceae. The record is from RefSeq and is a predicted model, not a curated record. The transcript has a single exon. The coding region runs from base 1 to 435 and encodes 144 amino acids.